GCCAAGCAUGCUAAAACUACAUCUAAAUAUUUUGCGCAAAAUAACUGAGCCCCAGGUUGGGCAGAAUAUUAUAGAAACAAAAUACCUUCUUGAACUUGUGUCCUUCGGUAAAAUGUCAUCGGAAUCCGAAAGCCCACCGAAAUAUCCGCGAAAAACAAGACCCAAAAUAAGUGGCAAUUUCUCCGAGGAGGACACCAUAAAAUUAAUAAAUUAUGUUAAGAAAAUGCCUGUCAUCUGGAAUACGAAUCACAAGGAAUAUGCUGAAAAGAAAACAAGGAACACAGCGUGGAGUCUAAUAUAUAAACAAUUUGGAGGCCGACACCAUGAAUCGGACCUGCGAACCAAAUGGAAUAAUUUAAGAAUCCAGUACAGGAUAACUCUUGGAAAACUAAAGGGAAAAGGGGAGGGAAACGCUUCAGUCUGGAGACAUUUUGCGGCUCUUAAGUUUCUGGAGAAUGAUAGUAAAUCUGAGACUCUUGAAGCCAGAAAUAUUUUAGAACCUGAAGACGAGCUUGAACUCGGCGACGUCCCAUCAUCGGCCAGAAAAUCACCCAAAAAACGACGAACUCGGUUAGAAUCUGAAGACGAGCCUGAACUUGCCACAGUUCUAUCACCGCCGAGCAAACGUUUAAAUGAUUCCAAGGGUGAUCCCAAUUUGCAACUGUGUAAUUACAUGUAUUCUGAAUUGACUGAGCUAAAAAGGAAAAUGCUGCUAUUCUUCGAAGGAAACUUUUAAAACUAUUUAUUUCAUUUGAUCCUUCAGGUGAUUACGCCGAUGUGUAAAUACAUGUUGGAUUCUUUUUUAAACAACUCAUUUAGCAUAGAUUUAU
This is a messenger RNA of Drosophila serrata, 830 nucleotides long. RefSeq lists its product as uncharacterized. The record is from RefSeq and is a predicted model, not a curated record. Lineage: Eukaryota; Metazoa; Arthropoda; Insecta; Diptera; Drosophilidae.